Prosopis cineraria is the source of this 1383-nucleotide messenger RNA. RefSeq names its product F-box/LRR-repeat protein At3g48880-like. The transcript is spliced from 3 exons. The coding region runs from base 246 to 1163 and encodes 305 amino acids. The record is from RefSeq and is a predicted model, not a curated record. Gene Ontology annotation, molecular function: protein binding. NCBI's taxonomy places the organism in Eukaryota, Viridiplantae, Streptophyta, Magnoliopsida, Fabales, Fabaceae.
GCGGCGAGUUCGUUUCAAAAUUGUACAGAGAGGCUGUUUCGGUAAAUUCAUUGAGCCCCUUGGAAUCCGCAUCAAAGACCAUCGACAAAUCAUAAACCUUUUGCUCUCUCCUCCUUCUUCACAAAUUGCUUCACUCAACCAUCACACCCCUUUCCACCACAAAAAUGCUGACACCUUCUGUCUUGAAGGUGUUUUGAAUCUUUUGAUUCACUGUAAUGCGCUAAGAAUUUCAUAAAACUGAUAAAAUGGAAGACAAUUGUUCUUCCGUAACGAGAUGGGAGGAUCUCGACAUAGACAUUUUGGUGAAGAUUUUCCAGUUGCUUGACAUCUUCCAGUUAACUUCUGGCAUUGCUCAUGUUUGUAGUGCAUGGCGUAUGGCUUGCUGUGAUCCCCUUCUUUGGAAAACUCUUGAUUUAUCGAUGCUAAAAUCCAAUUUCAUCAAGAUUCCAUUAGAGCCAUUUGUCUAUGUUGAUGGACGAUCGGAUACUACAUUGACCCGAUUGUUGAAGAUUUCUUUGAGUCUAAGCAGGGGGAGCAUAAUGACAUUGAUCCUUCAUUUCAACUUGUACAUAAGCGAUGAUCAGUUGACAUACACUGCUGAAAGGUGCCCUAAACUCAGACGACUUGUUUUGCCAGCGUGGAACAGAAUCAAGAAAACAGGAAUGAUCAAAGCCAUACGUGGCUGGAAAGAUCUGGAGUCCUUGACAAUGCCUACCAUAGCGAAUCCACCAUAUCUUCUCGAAGAAAUUGCAGUGAAUUGCGAGAACUUCAGUGAACUCAAGAUUAUGGGUCCCUGUGAUACUUUCUUCGCUAAAUCCAUUGCUGAUUAUCUUCCGAAGUUAAGAGUAUUGAGCCUUCGAUGUUCAACACUGUUAAAGGAUGUUCUCAUUCUGAUCCUAGAGAGCUUGCAACACCUGGAGGUGCUCAACAUAUCACAUUGCAUUCUGAUGGAAACCGUUCCACCUCAUCAACAUAAAAGGAUCAUUAGAGAGAUUGAUCCCGUUAUCCUUGAGAAGGCUUCGCGAUUACGUGAAUUUCUCACAUGCAUGCAAGACUCAUGCAUCAUGUGCCAGAGAACAAGAACUGAUGAAGGGCUUGUGAGGUGGUACAAGUAUGAGGAAGGCCUGUGGAAAACAGAUGAGGUUAGGUCUCUCUCACUUUGAGGAAAUAGGAAAAUGGUAUAAUAGUGAAUUUUAGGUGUUGCUGCGUAUGUUACCUUUCAUCCUGUUCUUUGACUUGUUCUACUUUCAAAUAGUGUAUCCAAAUAAAGAUUGUUGGAUUAUAACAGUUGAAAUGUGUCGUAAUGCCCCUGAGAAGAAGGGAUGUUAAAUUUUGUAAGUGUACAUAGAAGUUAGUCAUGCUCUGCUUUUAAUGUAGUUCAUA